This is a messenger RNA of Petromyzon marinus (sea lamprey), 1488 nucleotides long. RefSeq names its product N-alpha-acetyltransferase 50-like. Gene Ontology annotation, molecular function: acyltransferase activity, transferring groups other than amino-acyl groups. NCBI's taxonomy places the organism in Eukaryota, Metazoa, Chordata, Hyperoartia, Petromyzontiformes, Petromyzontidae. Gene Ontology annotation, biological process: mitotic sister chromatid cohesion. Gene Ontology annotation, cellular component: NatA complex. The record is from RefSeq and is a predicted model, not a curated record.
CUCCUUCCCCUGUAGUGACGUCACAGCGCCCAUAUACAAGUUUCUCUUUGCCGUGCGCCGCGCGACGAGGUGCGGGCUUGCGAGAGGCGGCAGGCCGCGAGGCUUCCCCUCGACAUGAAGCCGUUCCGUACAGAGCUUGGGGAGGUAACCCCACACAACAUCAAGCAACUUAAGCGGCUAAACCAGGUCAUCUUUCCAGUGUUUUACAACGACAAGUUUUAUAAAGAUGUUCUGGAGGUUGGCGAACUGGCGCGGUUGGCAUACUUCAAUGACAUUGUGGUGGGUGCGGUCUGCUGCCGGGUGGAUUUCUCGAACAACCAGAAGCGCUUGUACAUAAUGACGCUAGGAUGUCUAGCGCGUUACCGUCGGCUUGGAAUUGGAACAAAAAUGUUGAAUCAUGUCCUGGCCAUUUGUGAGAAAGAUGGAACGUAUGACAACAUCUUCCUGCACGUGCAAGUAAAUAAUGAGUCGGCCAUGCGGUUCUACCGCGAGUUUGGCUUCGAGGUGCUGGAGACAAAGGCGCAGUACUACAAGCGGAUCGAGCCGGCAGACGCUCACGUGCUGCAGAAGACGUUGCGGGGAGCUCCCUCUGCUCGCGGAAUCCUGGCCCUGGGCCCGCCCCACUCGACGUCUCACGAAGCCGAGCGGGAGGAUGGGCAGGAGGCACAAACUUCAGCACACCACAGCAAUGGCAGUUUAGAGAAUGAGAAGUGACUGGGGUUGGGCGCAGGAAUCUAACGUGGGCAUGUGUGUUGGGUUUAAGUUGAUAGGACAUAUUAGCAUGCCAUAUCGAGCUAUGGGGUGCCCUGCUGUGUGACUGCAUUGGAUGCAGUUCUGUAAAAAAUGUAAACGCAUUGCACAGACUCCCAUUUUAAACAACAAUUUGGUUGUGCCUUUCAAAUAAUGCUUUUACAUGUUAACUUAUGAUCUAUAUUUUUUCAUUGAAGGAGCAAAAUAUGUCCUAUUGACCUGGUUUUAGGUGGGUUGUAUUGUUGGCAAUGGGUUUUAUUGAUUGGCCAUGGAAGAUCGUUUUCUGUGGUUUAUUUGGAUCAAGUGAAUGCAAGAAUUAGGGCUGCAGAAUUUCUUGAGCUCCAACUACAUUAAGGAUUGCUGCUUUGUUGAUGCAAAGAAGUGGGACAUCAGGACCCGCCAACCGUGUUGGAAUGAAUACACACUUGAAUUACGAUGGUGGACAAUAAUGAUCAAUUGAAAACUCACUGUUCCAGAGAAAGUACAGAUGACAUUUGCCUGGAAUCUGUAGGCUGUUGCUUUUACCUUCAUGGAACAUCCAUCAACAACUACAAGCGGAUCAUAUGAGAACGGUCUUUUAAGUAACAUUUAAAUCCAAUUAUUUCCAAGUCACAUCAGAGAUUACAUGUUGAGGUUGCCUGUGAGGUGGCACAUUUGUUUGGAAAGGAAUUGAUGUUGCUGAAAGAGUAAAGACUGCUAUUUGUUUUUGGAUUCAAUAUUAAAACUGCAUUUCCACAA